GACCAGAUCAGGGUCUCGUCCGCCUUUCGCCCGGGAUUAGCUCGAAUAGGCACCGGUGCUCCCAUGUUCCUUGCGAGGAUAAGAGGCUUGAAUAAUGCAUGGAUUGGUUGAUGGAUGGAUAGACAUUCAAAAAGGAGUGGAAAUCAACUGUAAGUACUCAGCCUGAGGAAAGCACCAUGACAGAAGAUAUUGGCACCAACGGCGAUACAUCUACCGGAACAGUUUCUACUGCGAGUACCGGAACAGUUUCUACUGCGAGUCAGACGCAUUCAAGAUGUGCCAUUGGUGUCCAUUGGUGAUUGGGUCCUGAGAAAAGUCAUCAAGAAGAAGUGUUGGUCUUCACCUCGCUAGGAAGGUCCCUACCAGGUCUGCUGACCACUCCCACGGUUAUAAAGAUAGCAGAAUGUCCCACACGGAUACACCUGUCCCACUGCAAGCCUGUGGCUCCCUUUUCAUCCAAGGACGAGUAGCGGUGGAAGUCCGGCUAAAAAGGGUGGGGUUGCAAUAGGCUGCCCUGGUAUCAAACUGGUGAAGAAUUCAGCUGAUCCGCACUUGAGCAUGUUAGGUAAAGGAGCGGCACUGUUGGGACUGCUGGCCUUGGUGCUGAUCAGAGCAUGGCUCCUCCUCACGGGCCAGUCUGGUACUGUACAUGUUCGUCACUGGAUCUACCAAGGACAAUUCCACAUCUCCAAUGGACGCCAAUGCCUGGUUUUCGUAUGUGAAGAUGGUGACCCUCCGUGCACAACCGAUGACAGAUCAACAAGUGUGGUGAAGCUGGAACUCCUUAUACACCCUACCACGUCAAGAAGUCGGCACACCAGCACCUGCGACGAGUCCAACACUGCACUGCAAUUCCACCUGCUAGUCCCAGACUUCCUCCCAUGCCAGGAGAGGAUGCAGACAGAAACCAUCUGAGAUCUUCAGGAUGGACCUGAUCACCACCAUGAAGGUGCACAACUCAAACCAGAUCAGCGCGGAGGAUUACUACGUCCUGGUCGAUCCAUUGAGGCAGAAGCGGGAAAAAGGGUGUUCAGGUGCCGUUAGCCUGAAGUCCAUCCUGGAGCAUAUGGCCUUGGUACUAACCGACAAAAGCAAGGAAGUCAUGUUCAUCAGGCCCACGAAGCUGAUCCGCACGUCAGCGGCCCUGGCCCUCGGUUAUGUGGACAUCAGGACUUUGGUGGAGAGCAUGUGUCGCUACAACCUCAACGAGGAAGACGUUACCUGGCUGCAGGUCGUCAAUGAAGAGUUUGGACGGUUGGCCCUUCCGCCACUGGAUGAAUUAAUCAUGGAGUGCGCCUUGGAGGAGUUUGAGCGCCGUUGUCAUAACAACAUUAUACACGCUACCCAGACACAGCAGGGUCUGGGCAUUGAGUACGAUGAGGACAUGGUGUACGACAUGUGCCAGUUCCCCAAUAGAGAGGACAACAACGAGAUGGUUUUCUGCAAUGAGUGCAAUAACUGCGUCCACCAGGCAUGUUACGACAAACAAAAACUCCCAAAGAGCAGUUGGUUGGUAUCCUGCCAAACUGCCAGUUGUGCCCGAAGAUGGGCGAUGUUAUGAAGCCCACCCGCAGUGGAACCAAGGGGGUCCAUGUCAGCUGUGCCUUGUGGAUCCCAGAGGUGAACAAUGGGAACCGGAGAAGAUGGAGUCGGUCACCAAUGUAUCGCACAUUCACAGCAACAGGUGGGCACUCAACUCCUGCCUGUGUAAAGAAAAGAUGAGAGCCUGCAUCCAGUGCUCCGCCAAAAACUGCCGCAUUGCCUUCCAUGUGACAUCUAGCAUCCACUCUGGCCUGGAGAUGGCCACCAUCAUCACCCAGGUGACAAAGUCAAGUUCAAGUAUUACUGGCCCAACCACUCAGGCCUUCAGGGCAGUGACUCUGUGGAGCGGGACCUUGGUAUUUUGUUAUGAUGAAGUUCCUUGUAACUGUAAUGACUGUAUUGGGUUUGUUCUGCCUUUUCCUUUUAAUCCCAUGUUGGAACUAUAUGAUGGCUAUAGCAAGGUCAAAUCUUUUUGUGAACUGUGCCCUUGUACAACAAGUAGACCCUGAUUAUAUGCAGCUACAGCCAAAAGGAAACUUCUGAUGCUUUUUAAACCCUCAAGUAUAAAUGAUGAACUUUCUGUAAAUGCAACAUCAUUCUGA
Syngnathoides biaculeatus (alligator pipefish) is the source of this 2144-nucleotide messenger RNA. RefSeq names its product protein Jade-1-like. Bases 926 to 1561 code for a protein of 211 amino acids. The transcript is spliced from 3 exons. NCBI's taxonomy places the organism in Eukaryota, Metazoa, Chordata, Actinopteri, Syngnathiformes, Syngnathidae. The record is from RefSeq and is a predicted model, not a curated record. Gene Ontology annotation, biological process: regulation of transcription by RNA polymerase II. Gene Ontology annotation, cellular component: histone acetyltransferase complex.